Messenger RNA from Lecanosticta acicola, 2067 nucleotides. NCBI's taxonomy places the organism in Eukaryota, Fungi, Ascomycota, Dothideomycetes, Mycosphaerellales, Mycosphaerellaceae. The record is from the annotation of a GenBank genome assembly.
AUGGCGGCGAGAAAGUUGCAGCAGGAGAUGGACAAGGUGCGAGCUCGCCAUGCUGAGGAGCAUGUCCGAGCGCAUAUGCUAACCCGCCGAGUAGGAGUUCAAGCGGGUCGCCGAAGGAGUCCAGCUGUUUGAGAGCAUAUACGAGAAGCUCAUCCAAUCCACAAAUCCGUCCCAGAAGGAGAAGCUGGAAGACUCGCUAAAGAAGGAAAUCAAGAAGCUCCAGCGGUCACGAGACAAGAUCAAGGGAUGGGCCAGCCAGAAUGAUAUCAAGGACAAGAAGCCGCUGCUUGACCAGCGGAAGCUCAUCGAGACGGUAAACCAUCACGCGCGGGCAUUCGGGCUCAAACCUACAGUACUGACAUGAAACAGCAAAUGGAGAAGUUCAAAGCGGUUGAGAAGGAAAUGAAGACCAAGGCCUUCUCCAAGGAGGGCCUUUCUGCCGCUGCCAAGCUGGAUCCCAAGGAGAAGGAGAAGAUGGAGACCUGCAAUUUCGUUUCUGACAUGGUCGAUGAUUUAGGCAGACAAGUUGAGACUCUCGAAGCCGAAGUGGAUACAUUACAAGCCGGCAUGAAGAAGAAGAAGGGCUCGGGGAACGCCGACCGCGUGGCUGAACUGGAGAAGUGGGUGGAAAAGCACAAAUGGCACAUUUCAAAACUCGAGAUACUGCUGCGAUCGCUGGAGAAUGGCAGCGUCGACGUCGAACAGGUCAAGGAGAUAGAAGAAGGGAUCCGAUACUACGUCGAGCAGAAUCAGGAAGUCGACUUCAACGAAGAUGAGGGCCUCUUUGACGACCUGAAUCUGGACGAAGAGGAGGAGUCUUAUGGCAUAGCAAACGAUAACGACAAAGUCUCGAGUCAGGACACACAGAGCAUACAAGAGGAGCCUGCGGAAUCAGAAGCGCCGUCACGGACCAGCACGACUGGGAACAUCAAGGGCAAAUCCGCUUCGAUCGAUGCGAAUGCCAAUGGGCGGCGGUCUAGCGUGCAGCUCAAAUCUCCUCUACCCGUGCUAUCGAGUCUACAUAGUCUGCCAAGCAACGUCAAUGGAAAAGCGGCGGACACCAUGAAGCCAGCGCCUCUACCUACAAUACCGACAGGACAACCCUUGAAGUAUGCAUCCGCAGCAGCGGCGGCGGCUGCGAGCGACAAGAACGGCGUGGGGAUUGCGCCUUUGCCUCCGCCACCUGGAGCAGCGAAGCCUAGCGAACCGACGUCGCCCGCGCCGACACCAUCACAGCCCGUGGAACCGCAAACAAAGGCACCAGAGCAACCGCCGAAGCAGCCCACGCCCGUAUCGAAGGAAGAAGCCAAGGUCGAGCCAGCCGAGACAACAUCAAAGGCAUCCUCCGUCAAGCCCUCACCGCAAGUACCACAGGCGCAGCCUUCGCAGUCGGAGGCUAGCUCGGUGAAGAUGCCUCAGCCUCCAAGCCCAGACUCUGGCAUAGCAGGCAUUGCUCUGUCGCACGGAGAGCCAGGACAGGAUGAUGAGGAAGAGAGCAUCUAUCACUUGCCCUCUUUACUCACAGACCUGUUGGACUCUUUCGAAGAGACGAGGCAGCGGGUCAAGUCAGAUCAGCCUUUCGACACGAACGUCUUGAAUGCGUCGCGGAUGAGCUGUCCCAUACCUUCAGAUGCGGAGAAACCCAAUCACUACAAGCCUCAGAACCCAUUCAACUACACACCCGCGCAUUACCCACAGGAGCCUCUGGGCAUAUUUGACGACAAUCGGCUCUACAGUCGGAUAGAUACCGAUAGCCUGUUCUACGCCUUUUACUACCGCCAAGGAACGUACCAGCAAUACCUUGCAGCCAAGGCGCUCAAGAGUCAGAGCUGGCGAUUCCACAAGCAGUACCAGACAUGGUUCCAGCGACACGAGGAGCCCAAGAACAUCACUGAGGAAUUUGAACAGGGUACCUAUCGGUUCUUCGACUAUGAGAGCACAUGGUAAGUCUCGACCACACCAGAUCUGCUUUGGACGAACACAUGCUAACCGUGAGGCUGUCGCAGGAUGAACCGUCGAAAGGCAGAUUUCAAGUUUGCCUACAAAUUCCUCGAAGAUGAUCUUUAG